AUGUUACAUACAAAGCAAGAUGUAGAUCAUCAUGUGCAUGAAAUUUUUAGAAAUCUUAAAAGUGAAAAUGAGAGAAAUUUAAAAUGUUAUCAAAUAGCCAAAUUAUACUACAAAGUUAAAGAUUACAAUUCAGCCAUUAAAUAUAUUAACAGAUACAUAUUAGUUUCUUCAAAUUCAGCAGCAGCUUUUAGAUUAUUGGGAGAUUGCUACUUUGCAUUAAAUUUAAAAGAUAAAGCUUUUAAUUCAUACAAGAAUUCAUUGGAAUUAAAUGCCAAUCAACAUGAUUUGAUAUUAAAAAUAUGUUCACUAAUUAUGGAAUCUGGCUGUACUGGAGUUUCAAAACCUGAAUAUUGGUUACACAGAGCAGAGUCUAUAUUUCCUAAAAGUCCAGUAGUUUUUCAGUUAAAAGAAUAUCUUAUAAAAACUCAACAGAGUGGAGUAGAAUCAACAGGACAAUUGGACAAAUUGAUUGCAUCCGAAAUAAAAGUUCGUCCUUUCGAUGUCAAUGUUAGAAUACGUCUUUUGAAUUUUUAUUUAGAAACUAAUCGUAGUAAAUUAGCUUAUACAAAUGCAUUAGAGUUGGAAGAAAAACAAUUGUUUUCAAAUAAUUGUAGAUGGUAUGAGUGCUUAUGUAAUGUUGUUCAGGCAUAUGAAAAAGACAACAAAGAUCUUGAUUUUAUUUUUUUCAUUAAAAAACUGUAUUUUUUGGAAAGAAAAGUCGAUUUGUUUAUGGAAGAAUUUCAAGAUGAAGUGAAAACAAUAUCCGAUUGCUGUUCGGCAUUAUUUACAUUCGAUCAAAGUCUUCAUUCGUUUUCUAAAAUAACAACAGUGCCUAAUGAAGAUACUAAUUUUUUUAAAGAAUGUUUAAAGCAUUUGAGAACUCAACUUUCAUUUCAUUUAGCCACAUUAAUUCUUAAAAAAGCUAAAAAGGAAUAUGGAUUAUGGCCAAAAGCUCAGAGAACAGCUAGUCCUUUACUUUUACAAGCUUCUCAAAGUUCAAUGGAUUUAAAUAGUGCUUGGUAUAACAUGUGGCAAGGGAAAAAAAAUCUGGAUAAAGAAGUCAAAAUGUGGAGUAAUUGUGCUGCAUCGCGUGUAUCACAAGCAGGACACAUCCUUCAGUCGUGGUGCCAAAACAAUGAAGCAAAAUUUUUAAAAAAGGUUUUUCAAAAUUGUGGAGGUAAAUGGCAAAACCUUGCGUAUCAAGAUAUAUUUUAUAGCAAAGAACAAUCUCAAGGAGCAGAAACUUCACAUUUUGUCAAUGAUCCUUUUUUUGCCUUUAUACCUACACAAAUUAUUACAAAAGCGGAAUUGAAACAAUUUGACGAUGUUUCUCAGCUUAAUUAUACUCAUUCGUUACAUCAUAUCGUUUGGCUUGGAUUAUCUUAUUUUGAUUCAAACGGACAACUCAGUCACGAUUUUAAAUGUAAAACUUUUCCUAAUUUACAAUUUACCGUCGAAAAUUUAUCUCAAACGGGUCCGGAGUCAUUAAAUCAAUUAGAUGUCGAUGCUUUUGUCUAUGCUUCAGUACUGUGCGGGAAAGCUGCGACCGAAAAUGAAGUUCGUAAUGAUCGUCCAGAUAAAUUACCCGUAAGCAUUUCGGAAGAACUUUGCACAUCAGCUCAGUCCGAAUGGUGGCAAGCAGUGUAUCAAAGCUACAAAAAUGAAUUAUCUCAAAAUGUUUCUCAAGCGAGACUUAAAUUAAUGAAAGGAAUUGAAACGAUUAGAGUUAUAGAGCAACAUGGUUUAGAUGUAAAGUUAAUUGUUAAGCUGGCCAAAUUAUUUCAAGAAAGGGCUGCCGGAAGUAAAAAUACAAGUGAAAUCACGGGUUUGGAAGGAAGAGCUUAUUUAUAUUGGUCAGCGGCCAUACCUUUGCUGGAGCGAUUGGAAAAGGGACAAAAAUUACGCGUUUUUCCCAAUCGAUUAUUUGAUUAUAAAGGAGAGGAAUUAACUGCAAACGAAAUCAAAGCUUAUUUAGAAGAUGGAAGAUUAUAUUUGGGCUGCAGAUUGAUGAAACUUGGCCGAACGGAAGAAGCCAUAGACGCGUUUCAAAAGUUGAAAGGUCCUUAUGCUGCAUUUUAUCAGGGUUUGAUAUACGAAAAAUUAGCUUCGGAAGAAAUUAAUCAUUUACCCGAAUCGAUAACAUCGGAAAAUAGAUCGCAACACAUAAUUUUCUUGACCAGAGCUCGCGACGCAUUUUACCUUACGUUGGAUAGAUUGAGAAGUCCGGGAGUGGAUUUCAAUCAUCCAUUGAAUAGUCAUUUGCAAGAUCAUUUAGAAACGGUGGAAAAGCAAUUGGCAGUAAUUGAUUCGGACAAUUCGCUAAAUCGAAACGGGGAUACCGAGAGCGAUGAAACGGAUAUUGUACCACAUCGUAUUUCUCCCGAUGUCGACGAUAAUAUGGAGAGCAUGAUAAAUAUUUACAAUGCAAGCAAUUUGUUGGGCAUGAAGAGUCACGGGACGCCUCGUACAUCCAAACAAAAUUUUUUAGAAAAAAAUAGUUCUCGAUUUGAAGCUCGACCUAGUCCGGAGCGGUUGGAUGCACAAUUACGACAUUUCAUGAUGGCGAACAAUAGCGGGCUCCAAGCCGUAAGCGACCAACUUAAAGAAAUCAAAUCAAUCAUUCAAAUUGAAUUAAAAGAUUUAGGAUGUAUAACUCGGGAUUUGUUGGCGGAAAUGAAAAAAUGGAGUGAUAAAAUCGAUGGCACCGUUAAAAAAGUCAUUGAUGCUGUAAAACCGGAUGAUAUUCUCAAUUUUGCAGAGGAAGAUUAUGAAAAUUUGAAUCAAAUGAAUUUACCCUACGAUUCUCAAUAUCAAAGUUACUUAUUAAAUCGUCAGAUGACUGGCACGCAAGGAACUUCCACUGUGACUUAUGGAAAUUCAUUAUCGUCUCCAAUAUCGUCCGUAAUUACCGGAAAUCAAAUGAUUCCAUCACCAUUCUAUACUGGUCAGCAACAAGCAGUCUCUCAACUAGAUCCUGCUUUGCUAUAUCAAAGCCUGGGUACGCCGUCUCUGAGUGUAAUCAUACCACCUCAGCACAUAAGGUCUACCGUUCCAUCUUCGGUUCAAAGCACGAGUCACAAUCAAGUUCAUCCGUUUCAAAUUCAAAUGCCUCCUCAAGUGCAAUUGAUAAAAGAAAGUCCGACGGAAAAAUUAAAUUCGAUUGCGCCUUCGACUCAAAUUAUAAAUUCUUUCGGAAACCUUUCAACUGGACAAAUUAGUACUGCUGCUCCGGCAUCCUUGAAGUCGCCAAUUCAAAACACUCCUUUAAGUGGAAAUGUUUCGUCUGAAACAACUCCUGAAACGGUGAAAACAACGGAAAAAAUCCUUCAGGAACCUAAAAUGAAACCGGAAAUUAAUUUACAGAAAAAGAAAAAUGACGUCAAAUUGUACGGAAGCAAAGUGGAAAUAUUUUUUCUUGAAAAUAACGAAUGGAAAAAACAGGGAAAUGGUGUCAUUGAAAUUAUUCUCGAUGAAGACUCAAAAAUGGGAAAAUUUACUCUUCUGCAAGAUAAUUCUAAUGUGCCUUACGUUUAUGAUUUAAAUCCUAACACGGCCGUAAAAUGUGUAAAAUUUAAUAAAGAGGCGGCAGCGGCGGCGGCUUUCGUUUGGUCUUUGAAAAACCUUCAAAGUCCUAAAUCCGAAACAAAUAAUAAGGCAUCUCCAUUGGACGUGAUACAAAAAUCUUAUUUUAAAUUAAAUAACGAUGGAGAAGAUGAAAAGUUUGAAAUGGCUCUUAAUAAGGUUUAUAAAAUAUUAAAUUUUAAAAAGGAAAACAUUAUCGGAAAAAGUAAAGCUAUCAACAUUGUGAAAGAAACAACAAAUAAAAUUGCUUCGAUUAAAGAAAAAUCGGAAAACUCGAGUGAAAAAAAUAACAAUGCAAAUUUGAAAACAAAUUUUGGAGGAUUCAUCUUUAAUUCGCCACCGAUAAUACAACCUCCGUCACUAAAAUUAAACGCCUCGAAUGAAAAACCAAAAGAACAAACUAAAAAUAGUCCUUUUGCUGCAUUUUCUUUUCCGACAACAACAACAACCAAAGUCACCACAACAACUUUAUCGGUAACCAGCACAACUACCAAUACAAAUACUGUUCCCAGUUUGAAGAGCAUCAUGUCGGAAAGUCCUUCCAAUAAGAAUACAAGUUCAAAUAAUGUUAACCUAUUUAGUUCUGUGAAAGCGGAUCCGAAUUCAUUUAAGAAAAAUGAAAAUUUUGUAGGUUUUGCCGGAAAAGAUGUACAGGUAUUUGGAUACCUUAAUAAAUCUACUUCGAAAGAAUCUUCUAAAACUGAUUCGAAUCAAAAAGAAAACGAUAAGGAAGGAGGAGAUGAUGAUUUCAUUCCCACAGCAGAAUUCACUCCUGCUGUUGAUUUGCCCGAUUUGGUAGAUGUUAAAACCGGAGAAGAAAAUGAUGAGGUUUUAUUCGAGCACAGAGCUAAAUUAUUAAAGUUUUACAGCGAUUCAAAGGAAUGGAAGGAAAGAGGUAUUGGAAAUAUAAAAGUACUUUUAAAUCAGGAAACGGGAAAGGUUCGACUCAUUAUGAGGAGAGAACUCGUAUUUAAAGUUUGUUGCAAUCAUUAUUUGGAUGAAUCAAUGGAAUUUAAACCUUUGCCGAAAAAUCCCAACGUUUUAUCGUGGUGCGCUCAAGAUUAUUCCGAUGGGGAUCUCAAACCGGAAUGUUUUGCAUUGAAAUUAAAAACUCAAGAAUUGAUGGAGAAAUUUCACACCGUCAUUAAAAAUACACAAGCGAAAAUGAAAAAUGGAAAAGUCGAAGGAAUGGGAAGCGAAGAACAAUCUCAAAAGGAAAAAUCAAAAGAAGAACUUGUUCCUCUUUCCGAAUUGUUCAAACCUAAACCCGGUUCCACGGCGAAUAGUGGUGCGUUAAACGUUUCAAGUGCAAGUUCAAAUCCGUCUUUUUCCAAGCCAUCAACUGAAUUUUCUUUUGGUAUCAAGAAUCCCGUUUCAACUCGAGGCGAAACUUUGCCCAACACAACAUCAACAAUUUCCGUCACAAAAAGUUCCUUUGGUAGUGCCACUACAACUACCGUUAGUAGUGUAUUCGGUGGUACCACUACUACAACCACGAACAGUAAUAUUUUUGGGGGUGCCAGUGCUACUGCAAGCAGUGUUUUUGGUGGCGCUCCCGUAUUUGCAAGCAAAAAUAUUUUUGGCGCUGGUACUGCAACUACAGGCAAUGUUUUCGGUAGUGCUACUCCACCCACAGGAAAUGUUUUCGGUGGUGCUACUCCACCCACAGGAAAUGUUUUCGGUGGUGCUCCUGCAACUAAAGGCAAUGUUUUCGGUGGUGCUCCUGCGACUACAGGCAACGUUUUCGGUGGUGGUUCUACUGUAAAUACUUUUGGUGGAGCCAACAACACGUUUUCAACGAGUGGUAAUAUUUUCGGAAGUAACGUUUCAAACUCCUCUUCAACCACAAACGCUAAUGUGACGAACACGGGAACUUUCUCGAUGGCGCCGAGCUCUUCAAAUUUAUCGAAUUCUCCCAACACCUCUCAACCCAAUUCCAGUAAUUUUUCGACAAGUAAUUCAAGUAACAUUUUUGGGGGAACGUCUUUAAGUAAAUCUAAUUUUGUCUUUGGCACGCCUAAAACGGAUUCGGAAAAACCUACUCAAUUCAGUUUUGGGUCGUCGAAUUUGAAGCUGCAAGAAAAAGAUAAAUUUUCUUUCUCUAUGGUCGUACGAGACGAUAGUAAUAAAAAUCAAAGUUUAUCUCCUCGCCAAGAAAAGCUAUCGGAGAGCUACGAAAAAUCCGAGAGCUCCCCGGAAAAAACCGAAGCCAACGAUCAAACAAACGCCGCAACCCCUGAAAAAGUAAAGUUACCUACCGGAGAAGAAGAUGAAGAAUUAAUGUACGAGCAAAGAUGUAAAUUGUAUAGGUUUUACAAGGAUGAAGAAAAGGAUAUAAAAGAAUGGAGGGAAAGAGGAAUAGGAGAUGUUAAAAUUUUAAAACAUAAGGAAACGAGGAAAAUAAGGUUAUUGAUGCGUCGGGACGUCGUAUUAAAAGUUUGUUUAAAUCAUUACGUCACAUCCGACAUUGAAUUCAUUAAAAAAGAUGAAAAAUCGUGGCAGUGGACGGCACCGGAUUUUUCAGACGGCGAAGUUCAGUACGACAUGUUUGCCAUUCGAUUCAAAACACCCGAAAUCGCUUCGGGAUUCAUGAAAGCACUCGAUGACGUCAAAAAUAAUGUCGCCGUGACGCCGAUCAAAAAAGCCGGUGGUGAUGACGAAUCGACGACGGAAACGAUGAAAAAUUUUUCAUUUGCUUCACUCAACAACAGUCAAUCUUUGGACAACGCGAAACAAUCAAUCAAGGAAAAAGGGGGGACUCCCCUGGUUAAAAAGUCUGAUGACGACAUAACGGUCGUUUUUCAAAAUCAAGUGACGGCCGAACAAAGGGAAAAAGCUGCUUCGUUACAUUUGCCCCCCAAUUUUUAUUCCUACCUUCAAGCACGGGAUUGUCCGGGAUGCGUCGGUUGCGACGCGGAAGAUGAAAAUUCAAUUUUGGGAAAGCUUUCGGAAACGACGCUCAAAACGCAAUCAAAUUCGGUUUAA
Molecule: messenger RNA, 6567 nt
Organism: Pediculus humanus corporis (human body louse)
Lineage: Eukaryota; Metazoa; Arthropoda; Insecta; Psocodea; Pediculidae
Product: ran-binding protein, putative
Exons: 27
Coding region: 1-6567 (2188 amino acids)
Biological process (GO): intracellular transport
Cellular component (GO): nuclear pore; cytoplasm
Molecular function (GO): GTPase activator activity; protein binding
Source: RefSeq, a predicted model, not a curated record